Molecule: messenger RNA, 3798 nt
Organism: Manihot esculenta (cassava)
Lineage: Eukaryota; Viridiplantae; Streptophyta; Magnoliopsida; Malpighiales; Euphorbiaceae
Product: protein DENND6B
Exons: 4
Coding region: 818-2686 (622 amino acids)
Cellular component (GO): recycling endosome
Molecular function (GO): guanyl-nucleotide exchange factor activity
Source: RefSeq, a predicted model, not a curated record
CAGAAAAAAGAGGAAGAAGAAAUUGGAUUUUCCUUGAAAAACCCACAAAUUCACCCCUUUAUGAAAAACAAAAACCCAUAAUAAUUAGAUAAUUAAGCAAAAUUAACUUAAACAUUCAUCAUAUGCUCUCGUAAUUGCAUAAACUCUUUGCAAUUCAUACAGUUCCUGUGGAAGCUCACCCAGAUCUCUCUGCAAUUCAUACAGUUUCUGUGGAAGGUUACCGAGAUCUCCGUUUUCUUCUCACUUCUUCUGUUCGAACCCCAACCCAUUUAUGUUUGGCUAAUUGGGUAUUCGUUUAUGGCUGAUCCAGAGGAUUCAUGCAAUAACUGAAUCUGGAUUCUUCAGUUCUGGUAAGCUUCUGAAGAUCUUCUUUCAAGAUUCUGACUUUUGACAAGUUUUUUGUUGCAUCGUUUGGGCAUUGCUUGUUUAGUCCUUUAAGGAAAAGGGGAAUAGAAAAGGGUAUAUGUAAUUUGGAUUCCGCUAUUGUGGGUUGUAUUGGUUUCUUAAAUAAAUUAACUUUGCCUGAGCUCAGAAUGUUAGUUCAGCAACUAGUUUCGAUAAAUUCUUAGCAUCGUUGCAGUGGCUGUAGAAGACAUCCUUAGACAUAUUUCUGUGCUUCCCUUUGUGGGCUUUGAUUUUCUCAUUACGUUUGCUUAAGAGGAGUAAUCCCAGAAGAAAUUGACUGGAAAACUGCUGAAUAGCCAAGGAGCGGUCCACUUAUCAUGUAAAAACCAUGAAAAUUAUAGAGGAAAUUGUGGUUGAAGAGAGGAGAAUUGGCUUCUUGGAUGGAUGAGUUAAGGUGUUGAGUAACCCAGAAAUGAGUCGAUCUCCUUCAUUUUCUGUUAAGCCAGAGCCUAAUUUAAAACUUGAUCCAGAAGCUUUGCAGCAAUGGGUGGUGGCUUUUUGUAUCAUUAGAUUUGACCUUGAACAAGGACAGCUCAUUGAAGAGUGUUACCCACCUGGUCUUCUCACAAAUGAAGAGGAACUUGAUGUUGCUUUUAGUUCAUUUCCAGAUUCUAUUUCCCAGAACCAGAACCGUUCAAGCAUUCAUGAUUGCAUAUUUUUUUUCCGAAUCCGAAGACGGAAGGCUUCUGAACAAAGCAAUGUGAGCAAUUCUGAGAUAAUAGAAAUUGAAGAUAAAGAAGCAUCUUUAAAGUCCACAGAGGAGAAGUUGACUCAAAGAACAAAGAUUAGGAAAAAUGAUGAAAGGUUGAACUAUUUGUAUGGUUAUGUGUUUAACAGGCAAAGACAUGAUGAGAGGCUAAAGCGGGGUGGGGAGCAAAAAUCUGUAGUGAUAUUAUCUCAUAAUCCAUUCUCUGGUGUGUUUAGGCCUUUGUUACAAAUCAUGGGUCCUUUAUAUUUUGACAUAGGAAAGAAAGCUCUUGACCAUAUUGCUGCUUAUGUUUCAACAUGGCCUGCCCCUGUACCUGGUAAGCUAAUGGAGCUUCCUAUUGGGAAUGCUAUGCUUAAAGUUAACUUGCCACCUGCUCAUAGCUUGCCCCUGGAAAAUGGGACGAUUGAAGAGUCUGCUUCUUCUAUUGCUCCUUUUCCUCCAACAAAUCAGUCAGUCCCACAGGGCCUUUUUCAUGAUUCUGACAUUUUUGGUACAUUCCGGGGAAUUUUAAUGCAACUUUGGGUGUUGUGGGAGUUGCUACUUAUUGGUGAACCCAUUCUUAUCAUAGGACCAACACCUCCCCAGUGCAGUGAAGCAGUUGCAAGUCUGGUAAGCUUGGUUGCACCACUGUUAUUUAGCGUCGAUUUUAGGCCUUAUUUCACCAUCCAUGACCCUGAAUUUGCUUAUUUGAAUUCGCUUCAAGAAGGAGACACUUUCCCUCCAAUAGUUUUGGGAGUUACAAACUUGUUUUUCCUCAAAUCACUUCGUAAUAUUCCCCACAUUGUCUCAGUUGGAAGCCCUGCGCCAAAUUCAAACAGGCUUCCAACAAAGAGGUUCUCUUCUGGCAGAAUACCUGGAAGACCCGAGGGAUUGGGUCUUCAGCAGCUUUCGUUGAAGAAGUUUUCUCCUUCAGGCUUGUUGAAUGCUGUUAAAUUAAAAAGAGAUGGCCCGCUUUGCCUUAUGACAGAACAUAAGGAAGCCAUCUGGAGCACUUAUGCUGCAACAACUAAGCCAGACACUUCAAUUUUGAAUAGGCUUAUUGAUGCUGGGAUGUCUCCAAGGGUUGAGGAGUCAAUGUCAGUUGUCAAUAAUGAGAUAUUGCGACGGCAUUUCUUGGAGCUCACCACCAAUUUUUUGGCUCCCUUUGGCCCAUACUUUAGAGCAACCACACCUUCAGAAGGAUCUUCUCCAUUUGCUGACCCUCCUCCUCUCCCUUCAUUUAGCACUGAUGAAUUCUUAGCAAGCCUAUCAGCCAGAGGUGUGGGGAAGUUCUUAUCAAAGCGGAUGAGAUCUAAUUGGUUGGACUUAUACAGGCGGUUUCUAAAAGGACCCAACUUUAUGCCAUGGUUUCAAAGAAAGCGUGCUGUUGCUGAACAACAACAACACAGACUAUGGAGGCAAGCAAGAAUGAAGACCAACAUACAACUAUUUCUAUCUAACAUGUCUGAAUUGGAGGUCGUUGAUUCCUUCAAUGCUAUAGAGAGGCAUCUCAAUGGAGAAAUUGAGGCGCUUAAGUGUGUGCCUUGUUCUAAGUGUGAGGCUCCAAGAAGACCACCUGUGUUUCCACCUUAGGCAGGUACUUCCAUUAAUUAAAAAAAGACCUCUGUGACUUGAGAUUUGUGAAUCUACCAGAAUCUAAUAGUAAUGACUAAGGAGUUUCCGGACUUGGUAUCACUAGUAAUAACUAGUCGCUUUUAUUCUCUCUCCUCAUACAUUGUUUUCAAUAUUCUCUUAUUAUCUUUCUCAUCUUAACUGCUUUUUGUACUCCUUUAUUUCUAGUUUAUUUGAAAGAAUAAUGUUAUAUGAGUCAUUUAUUAUAUUAUUAUUGUGAUGUUGCUUUUCUAUUUUCCUUUAAAAAGACAUGUAUGGCAUAUAAUCAAGAAAUAUAUUGUCUGGAGGAAAGAAAUAUCGACAUAUAAUUUAGCUCCUCUGUUUCUUGGUUAUCUAAAAUUGCUUUUUAAUUAAAUUCUAUUUUUUGCGCAUUACUUCAUUCAAGUUUGUACCUUGCGCGUAGGCUCUAGGACCCCUUUGCGCCUUAGUGCGGCUUGAGCCUUUAAUAACUAUGAAGUAUUGUUAAAGAUUCAAAUGGAUAUGCUAUGGGCAAGCUCUAAUUGGCUAUUGUAAUUUGCAAUACUUCUCCUGAUCAAGAAGGAUGAUGCACAAAGCCUUAUUAUAUUUAGCGUCUGAUACGUUUUGAAUCUUAUUCAUUAUUUUAUUUUGUUCUGUUUGAAAGAAGGGUAUAAGAUAUAUGCAUCUGGAAUAACUUCUGCACUGAUAAUAUUUUUUUGAACUUUUAAAUGUGGGAUGAAAUUCUGUUUCCAUUAGCUAUAAUAAAAUGUAUAGUAGCCACACUUUUAGAUCGACUGAAUAUGUAUAUCCUUGAAGGAGAAAUUUUGAAGUCUGAGUGAUGAUGCUGUGCUGGCAUUAAGUUGCUCUUACUAGCAUAUCUUCUUCCCCUAUAGAUCUUGUGAAGCUUUGUAUUUAGGUUUCAGUUUUGGCAUGAGGAACAUGUCAAAAAGCAUACAGAGGAAGUGGCAAGGCAUACUGAAUGUCUCCAGCAGUCUGGAAGGGCUAGUGCAGACUCUGCUUCAAAUUGCCAAAAACUGAAGAAAGAUCUCCAAGCAAUAUUCAAUGUUCUCCCCAAAGACAUGCAGCAGCUUCUGCUCAUGAACCCAGAGAGAGCA